Messenger RNA from Sus scrofa (pig), 2112 nucleotides. RefSeq names its product melanin concentrating hormone receptor 1 (gene MCHR1). The record is from RefSeq and is a predicted model, not a curated record. Gene Ontology annotation, cellular component: plasma membrane; neuron projection. Lineage: Eukaryota; Metazoa; Chordata; Mammalia; Artiodactyla; Suidae. Gene Ontology annotation, molecular function: neuropeptide binding; melanin-concentrating hormone receptor activity. Gene Ontology annotation, biological process: neuropeptide signaling pathway.
GGGUUGGAGGGGAGUCCUCCCUCCUCCGCGCUGGGGGUGGGAGAUGGGAAGGUUUCACCUCUGAACCAAGCUGCUUGGGAAACUUUGUGACAGUUCUUGGGGACAAGACCUGCAGGCUGCUUCGCCCGGAGGGAAAGGAGUGAAGGGGGCGGGGAUGAAGGGGCAGGGGUAGAAAAGAGGGCAAAGGCACCUUCGGAAGUGGCCGGAGAUGGUGGCCAGCCGCGACGGAGGCAAGGGGAAGGCUUGCGGAGGAGUUCCAAAGACGCUUUGCAGAAAAAAUUCCAGAGUGGAAAAGCAUGGGAAGCUGGAGGAGAGUCUGUGAGGAGUCAGCUGGGGCUCACUCAUUCACUGACCCCCCUGGCUUUUCACCCAACUGCUAUGGGGUCUGAAACAUCCUUACUGCCUCUGGGAACAAGCGUGGGAAGGGAUAACGCCGGGAUGCGAGGGGAUUAACUUUGAUGGUGAAUGACGCUUCCUGACAUUUCCGGAGCUGAGAUGCUCUGGAAUUCUAGCUUUGAAGGAGAAGAGGAGGAAGGAAGAAGAGGAGAGCCUUAACUGGAGAAAAUUCUCAGGGCCGCCUCCUCGCACAGGGAGCAUCUCCUAUGUCAAUAUCAUCAUGCCUUCGGUGUUCGGUACCAUCUGCCUCCUGGGCAUCAUCGGGAACUCCAUGGUCAUCUUCGCGGUGGUGAAGAAAUCCAAGCUGCACUGGUUCAGCAACGUCCCCGACAUCUUCAUCAUCAACCUCUCAGUGGUGGACCUCCUCUUUCUCCUGGGCAUGCCCUUCAUGAUCCACCAGCUCAUGGGCAAUGGUGUCUGGCACUUUGGAGAGACCAUGUGCACCCUCAUUACGGCCAUGGAUGCCAACAGUCAGUUCACCAGCACCUACAUCCUGACCGCCAUGGCCAUUGACCGGUACCUGGCCACCGUCCACCCCAUCUCCUCCACCAGGUUCCGGAAGCCCUCGGUGGCCACCCUGGUGAUCUGCCUCCUGUGGGCCCUCUCCAUCAUCAGCAUCACCCCUGUGUGGCUCUAUGCCAGGCUCAUCCCCUUCCCAGGGGGCACAGUGGGCUGUGGCAUCCGCCUGCCCAACCCAGACACUGACCUCUACUGGUUCACCCUGUACCAGUUUUUCCUGGCCUUCGCCCUGCCCUUCGUGGUCAUCACAGCCGCCUACGUGAGGAUCCUGCAGCGCAUGACAUCCUCGGUGGCCCCCGCCUCUCAGCGCAGCAUCCGCCUGCGGACAAAGAGGGUGACCCGCACGGCCAUCGCCAUCUGCCUGGUCUUCUUUGUGUGCUGGGCUCCCUACUAUGUGCUCCAGCUGACCCAGCUGUCCAUCAGCCGCCCCACGCUCACCUUUGUCUACCUGUACAACGCGGCCAUCAGCUUGGGCUACGCCAACAGCUGCCUCAACCCCUUUGUGUACAUCGUGCUCUGUGAGACGUUCCGCAAACGCUUGGUCCUGUCGGUGAAGCCUGCGGCCCAGGGGCAGCUUCGCGCGGUCAGCAACGCCCAGACGGCUGAGGAGGAGAGGACAGAAAGCAAGGGCACCUGAUGCUUCCGCUGCCACCCUGGAUACCGCCACGUCAGGACGCCACAGUGGACCAUGGGGAGAGAUGCUGAGAGAAACCCAGCAUCCGGGUGGAUGCAAAGAGGCUGGGUGGUUGCAGCGAAAAACAUUCUACAGAUGGCUGGAGAGGCUUGGAGCCAGGUUUGGGGACUUCAAGCUUCAGAAAUCUCCUUCGGAGAGUAGGAUGGACCUUUGGGUUGAACAGAAACAGAGCAAGGAGAUUGGUUUUAAUGCUCAGUUGAGACCUACAUCUGCUGGCUCCCUUGUCUUUUUCCCAAGAGAAGAGGUGGAAGACUUCUGGUCACGUUUAUUUAAAAUCAGGCAGGGCCAAGGUGUGAGCGGAGGUACAGGCACAGGGUCCUGGGGGGGAUGGGGAGGCGGCCUCGACACCCUUUCCCAUCUCUCCUUGGUAUGCUGGAGGGCAGCCUUUCUCCCGAGCUGGAGGGUGAUGAAAAUAAAGCACGGCUCUCUCCAUGUUCCAGCAUCCUGUGUCAAUUUCCCUUUAUCUCCAGGGGAUGCAUGCUUCUUGGGGGGUGGGGGUGGGG